UGACGUCCAUGUCUCUGCACUUCCUGUUCUCCUGAGUUUUUGGUACCUUGACUGUUCUUGUGUCUGUUGCCCCGGUGAUCGUCUACACCUGUUCCUAAUGUGUCUCACCUGUGUCUCGUUACCUCUUGUGUCUAUUUAGUCAUGUGCUUCCCUUCGUCCGUGUCACGUGUCACUUUGUGUGAUGAGUUCCCCGUGUCUGCUGGUUAUCGUACCUGUGUCGUAUUUCCUAGUGUUUUUGGUUCCCAGAGUUUUUUUUUCUUAUCGUGGAUUUCUUUGGUUACCUGGAAGACUGGUGCUGUGAGUGACAUCAGUCCAUAUAUAAAGCAUUAUGAGGGCUUGUCAUAUGACAGGGAGGAUCUUCACAGGAUGCACUUGAGAACCAGGAGAGCCGCACAACCUCAGCACUAUACACUGCAGCUGGACUUUUCAGCUUUCCACAGAACUUUCCGCUUGCGUUUGAGACGAAAUGCAGCAGCAUUUUCCCAAAAUUUCAUGGUGGUCAGUGAAAAUGGUUCCACGUCAGCAGACCUCUCCCACAUAUACUCAGGAAUACUAGAAGGUGACCACGGUUCAGUCUGCCAUGGCUCUGUGUUACAGGGUCAAUUCGAGGGAACCAUCCACACAGACAACGGGACUUAUCACGUAGAGCCGGUCCAUAGAUACACCAGCAACCAAACACAGCACCACUCUAUUAUCUACCACGAGGAUGACAUGGUCCUGCCACCCAUCAGACCUGGCCCUGAUGGAUUCUGCGGUGCAGACCAUCUGAACGUCCUCGCCCAAAACCUCAGACCCAAUGAGAAGGCGGCAGCGAGCCGGACCAGGAGGACAGUCGAUGAGUCAAAGACCAGCUGCCUGCUUCACCUCCAUGCUGACCACCUCUACUACAAGAGGUUCAAGUCUGUGGAAGCUGUUGUGGCUCAGGUCGCCUCCUACAUGCAAGCUGUGAACGACAUCUGCGACAAGGUGGACUUCGACGGCAUCAAGCUGAUCAACUUCAAAGUCAAAUCCCUCAGUGUGAUGACUGAAGAGGAUAAAAACAAUCCGCUGUAUCCUCUGUAUAUCGGGCCUGAGAAACUGUUGAGUCUUUUCUCUGAGAGCAACUGGGGCAACUUCUGUCUGUCCUACCUCCUCACUAACAGAGACUACAGCGGAGUGCUGGGGCUCGCCUGGGAGGGCAAGGCGGGUAACUGGGGAGGAAUAUGUUCCAAACACACCACCCUGCGUAACGGCCGGGCGUCCACCCUGAACACAGGACUGGUCACCGUUCAGAACUACGGACAUUCCCUCCCCUCUCGGCUCGUCCAGCUAACCCUUGCUCACGAACUCGGCCACAGCUUGGGAUCUCCGCAUGAUGAGGGCUCUAACUGCGGGGAUCUUGGUUCCUCUGGCGGUAAAGGCAGGUACCUGAUGUUCCCUCAUGCCACAGAUGAGGUGCGUGAAAACAACGACAAAUUCUCCCACUGCAGCGUCAGACACAUCAGCAAGAUCCUCAAACUGAAGAAGGACGACUGCUUUGUGGUCAGUGACCAGCCCAUCUGUGGAAACCAGAUUGUAGAGGCAGGUGAGGAGUGUGACGUGGGUCACAACGACACAGACCUCUGCUGCUUCAGUGCUAAAGAGCCUGUGGGAGUCCGGUGUCGCCUCAAGCCUGGUAAAGUCUGCAGUCCGAGUCAGGGCCUGUGCUGUGGUCAGGACUGUGGGUUUAAGCCGUCCGGUCUGACCUGUGAUGAGGAGACAGACUGUCUGAGAGAGAGUGUGUGUUCGGGCCUCUCCCCGCUCUGCCCCGAGCAAACAGCCAAGGAAAACCUCACCGUCUGCAGCGAGGGCACGCGUGUCUGCAUGAACGGGGUGUGUGCGGAGUCUGUGUGUAUGAAGCACGGUCUGCAGCAGUGUGACUGUCCAGGAGACUCGAUGAGGGAGAAAUGCCACAUGUGCUGCCAGCAGCCCGAUAAGCCAGAGACGUGUGCCAGCACCACGUCCUCCGUGCUGUCUCGUCACUUCCAAAGGAAACCGUUGGCGCUGGUUGGCGGUGCUCCGUGCUCUGGAAACCAAGGGUACUGUGACAAAUUCCACGUGUGUCGCCUGCUGGAUGCCGAUGGUCCCAUCGCAAGACUGAAAAACUCCUUUCUCAGUUUUGAUGACUUUGACGACGUAGCAGAGUGGAUGAAGGCUCAUUGGUGGGUCAUCCUGCUGGCUAUCCUGACUCUGUCUGGAGUGAUGGGCUGCACCGUCUGCCUCUGCAGCCGCACCCUUGACACUAGAGACCUGGACUGACCUCUGACUUUGCAUCUCUGUCACCUCUGGGAAUACAAGUAUCCUCAAGAUGACGCACAAAUCAAUUCAGAUUCAUUCAUCAGGGAUUUUGAAGUGUCAAGGCCACAUUGUGGAGAUCCCCCUUUUCAACUUUGUUCCACAUCGGCAACGUGAGUGGUUCGCGAGUGACUUGUAAAGUCCCUGCUCAACACCUCUCACUCUGUUUUGCUGAUUAUCUUUCUACAUCACAAUGCACCUGUCCUUUUCCUUGUGACUUUGUCUGUUCACAUUUAAACAUUCUACCAUGUGGUGCAUGUGUUGUGGGAAACGUUGCUGUUGCUGUGGGUUAGUCCGUCCCCUCAGAGGGGCCACAUACUCUAGCAGUACACCUACAGUGAUUAUAAGCCAACUGUCCCGACAAAGACUGGUGGGACUCUCCUUGGUUUCAGCUUACUAUGUUCUUGCAGCUUUUUUUGAACUUUUACAUUACAUUCAUUUUGCUGAUGCGUUUGUCCAAAGCGGCUUUCAAUAAGAGCCUUCAACCAUCAAGAUAUUACCCAAAAACAAGUGCUCCGUUUUAUAUUCUUUUUUGUUUUAAUGAUUCAUGGACUGAGGUACAGUGGCUUUUCUCACAGUGAUGGAAAGUUUGUAGGGUUUCUGCUGUCCUGAUGUCAAUGGGGAGCUCAUUCCACCAUUGUGGAACCAGGACAGCAGACAGACAAAUUUAGUUGAGCGGUGGCUCAUUUUACUAAUAAUGCUGCUCUACUUUGAUUGCACAACUAUUUUCCUUGUAAUGGAGGAAUUUUUUAUUUUUGUUGUAUUACUUUUAUAAGGAUGAGUACAGUUCUUCCACCAGUAAUGAUUCAAAUGUUGUAGCUAAAAUGAAUAUUUGGAGAUAAAUCUAAUGCUGGCUUUA
Scophthalmus maximus (turbot) is the source of this 3172-nucleotide messenger RNA. Its product is annotated as disintegrin and metalloproteinase domain-containing protein 10. Gene Ontology annotation, cellular component: plasma membrane. Gene Ontology annotation, biological process: membrane protein ectodomain proteolysis; Notch signaling pathway. The coding region runs from base 142 to 2277 and encodes 711 amino acids. Gene Ontology annotation, molecular function: metalloendopeptidase activity. The transcript is spliced from 15 exons. Lineage: Eukaryota; Metazoa; Chordata; Actinopteri; Pleuronectiformes; Scophthalmidae. The record is from RefSeq and is a predicted model, not a curated record.